This is a messenger RNA of Exophiala xenobiotica, 2327 nucleotides long. RefSeq lists its product as uncharacterized. Lineage: Eukaryota; Fungi; Ascomycota; Eurotiomycetes; Chaetothyriales; Herpotrichiellaceae. Gene Ontology annotation, cellular component: endoplasmic reticulum. The transcript has a single exon. Gene Ontology annotation, molecular function: phosphatidylinositol-4-phosphate phosphatase activity. The record is from RefSeq and is a predicted model, not a curated record. Bases 122 to 2251 code for a protein of 709 amino acids. Gene Ontology annotation, biological process: phosphatidylinositol dephosphorylation.
CAGCAACCGUUCACGCCUUCACCUACGAGUACCACCUCUGUUUGCUCUUUGUCAGGCCCUGGAAAAUGGAUCGAUAGUAGGGACAAAGGAUCCCUCAGCGAGCCCGCGACCAACCGCCACCAUGGCUAAUCUACUGCCUUUUCGCGACAUCAACGUCCACGCUUCCACGAGCCACUAUGCCUUUACCUCGCCCUCUACUCCCUCUGCGCCGACUCUUGUUGUAGAAAGACCAUCUGGAGAUAUCAGGCUGAACAACGGGUCUCUUCUGGGUGCAAAACGUGUCUCAAGUAUUGCUGGUAUACUGGGCAUCAUCAAGCUGAAGCUGGACAAAUAUGUCAUUGUCAUUACCAAGGCUCAGCCGAUGGGCAGACUUCGGGGGCAUAUGGUCUACAAAGUGGUGGCUACAGAAUUUCUCCCUCUGCGAGAACGGCCUGUCCAUGACCCCGACGAAGAUACUUACCUUUCGUAUCUGAAAACCCUGCUUGCGACCGGACCUAUGUACUUCUCAUACUCCCUGGAUGUCACCUCCAGCUUCCAACGCCAAUCCCAGUCAAAUUUCUCGCAACCACUGUGGAAAAGAGCCGAUGACCGAUUCUUCUGGAACCGCUUCAUCCAGACUGACCUCAUCGACUUCAGGACCGGAGGAGGUUCCUCGACCGGCUUGAAAAGUCAGCAGCAGCCCGGCGCCGAUCCCUACAUUUUGCCCGUCAUGUUCGGCAUGCUGGAGAUCAAGCCAGCCAAGGUCAAAUCCAUCAAUUUCACCUUCGCCCUUGUCACACGAAGAUCGAGGUUUCGUGGUGGUACCAGAUACUUCUCUCGAGGUUUGGACGAGCACGGUCAUGUCUCCAACUUCAACGAAACUGAGCAGAUAGUGGUGUUGAACGACGUUUCUGGUCAGCCAACUGGAUAUGCUGGCGGUGAGGGUAUGCAAAAUGGCAAGGCUGGGGGCCAGACCGCCGAGACCCAGAUACUGUCUUACGUCCAAACACGUGGAAGUGUACCCGUCUAUUGGGCCGAGAUCAACAACCUCCGCUAUACGCCUAAGAUUCAAAUCCGUGGUGUCGAUUCGGCCGUCGAUGCUGCACGUAAGCACUUUGAUGAACAAAUCAGGAUAUACGGUGAGAAUUACCUGGUCAAUCUCGUCAAUGCGCGGGGCAGAGAAGAACGCGUAAAGAAGGCAUAUGAGCAAAUGGUUCGCAUCCUCGUUAAUUCCCCCGACGAAUCGAUUGAACCUGGCCAACGGACGGAUGAGAAGUUCCAUGAAAUUAGCCCCAACCAGCAGCGGCAACGGAUGGAUAGACUGCACUACAUCUAUUUCGACUUUCACAACGAGACAAAGGGCUUGCAAUGGCAGCGAGCAGAACUCCUCUUGAAUGAGUUGAUGGACGGCUUGAAGAAGGGAGGAUAUUUCCGCGGCGUGGAAAUGCCAGGCAAUCCCUCAGGUGCUCUCGAGAUCAGGUCGCUACAGUCUGCAGUCGUGCGAACAAAUUGUAUGGAUUGCCUUGACCGUACCAAUGUCGUUCAAAGUAUGCUGGGGAGGUGGGCAUUGACCCAGCAAUUCCAAGAUCUCGGUCUGCUGCAACCAGGUGAACGAGCUGACAACGACCGUGAUUUCGAAUUUCUGUUCCGCAAUAUCUGGGCGGACAAUGCCGACGUCGUUUCGAAAGCUUACUCCGGCACGGGUGCUCUGAAAACCGAUUUCACGCGCACUGGCAAUCGCACGAAGGCCGGAAUGGCCCAAGAUUUCACCAACUCUUCCACGCGAUACAUCCGCAACAAUUUCUUGGAUGGACCUCGACAAGACGGAUUUGACCUUUUCCUGGGUACUCAUCUCCCGUCAACGUACGGCGUGGGAUCGUCAUUGACGUUCAAGGAUCGACGACCCCUCAUAAUACAAGCAGUGCCUUAUGUCUUUGCUGCCUCGGUAUUCAUUGUGUUAAUCUCGAUGCUCACAAGUAGACCACCUCAGGCGGCUGUUUGGCCGUUGCGGCUGCUUGUUAUCUCAUGUCUGAUUGUGGCGGGUUGGUCUUUCCAGUUUAUGUAUGCACACGGUCUGCUCUAUGUCAACUGGCCAAAAUUGAAUACGCCUCAAUUCGCGCUUGACGGGUAUGCUGAGGCUCUAUCUCGAGCUCACAAAGACAAGGUGAUCGGGCCGCUGAUCGCAGCAUCCGAGGGCAAGGAUAGAAGGGCACGCAAUAUCAGCACAGCAAACAUGGGGUAUAUGGAAGAGGGCAAAAAGAGAAUAGAAUAGACUGCAGACCAGGUUGCCACGACUUUUACUACAGAUAGACAGACCCCAAUGAUUACACAAUCUUCCGGCAUACGAC